Molecule: messenger RNA, 623 nt
Organism: Platichthys flesus (European flounder)
Lineage: Eukaryota; Metazoa; Chordata; Actinopteri; Pleuronectiformes; Pleuronectidae
Gene: coxfa4b
Product: NDUFA4 mitochondrial complex associated b
Exons: 4
Coding region: 126-380 (84 amino acids)
Source: RefSeq, a predicted model, not a curated record
GGAGGUGGUGUCCACUUCACUGUACGUCCCGGCCUGAAGGAAACUGUGGAGCGGUCCUCCUUCGCUCCCUCAGCCGCACAGCAUCAGCUCUUCUACGGACUCGGCCGGAGAGAGGUCCCGCUGCCAUGUCUGUGUUCAGCCUCCUCGCCAAACAGCUCCGGAGCCACCCGGCUCUGAUCCCCCUCUUCAUCUUCAUCGGUGGUGGCGUGACCAUGAGCGCCACGUACCUGGCUCGGCUGGCUCUGAAAAACCCAGACGUCUCAUGGGAUCGUAAGAACAACCCUGAGCCCUGGAACAAACUGGGGCCCAACCACCAGUACAAACUUUUCGCAGUAAACAUGGACUACUCCAAGCUGGAGAAGGACAGGCCUGAUUUCUAGGUCGCACGUCCGCCUCUGACGUCGUCUUCAUUGUGAAGAGACGUUGCACUUUUAUUUGUUUUUCCAAAUAUGAAAUAAACCCGUCAUGCUGGAUGAAGGUUGCCGCACUCAUUCAGCUCGUUCUGGAGGACGGGAUCAAUCACUUUAUCAGUGACUGUCUGAAUUUAUAAAGCAGGCAACCACCUGUUUUACUAAUGUAUGAAUUUAUUUUUGUUGUAAAUCAUUAAAUCUAUAUAAACCCCA